Molecule: messenger RNA, 910 nt
Organism: Branchiostoma floridae (Florida lancelet)
Lineage: Eukaryota; Metazoa; Chordata; Leptocardii; Amphioxiformes; Branchiostomatidae
Exons: 7
Coding region: 175-699 (174 amino acids)
Source: RefSeq, a predicted model, not a curated record
GUCUGCGCCGAUCACGUGACUUUGCCAUAAAAUGAAGUCUCCAAGACCUUUUGUACUACUGAGGUGCUGCAAGUGACACAGACGUGCAAAGUUGGGCUUCAACGCAACUGGCAUCGCUGGCUCCUGGAGUUUCCAGUUUCUGUUUAACGAUCAGGUAUAUUCCAGGAAACAACCAUGGAUUCCGGGAACACCUUGCAGAGGAGUAUCAGUAUGACCUCGGAAGACGGGAGCGGGAGCGAACGCCGCAACAGCGAGGAUCGGGAGGCGUACGUUGAGAAAAUGCGGAAGUGGUACUUAGAGAUGUGGCACUCGGAGGCAAAGAAAGUCAAACAGCAAGGCGACGAAAUGAAGAUGAUCGAAGACAGUCUCAUAGAUUACUUCACAAUGGUUGCUAAGGCCGGUGUGUCGUGGGGACCUCUGGCGAUUGCCAUGGGAUUAUCAAGCAUUGAUCUUGCCGUCAUCAGAAGGGAUUGCAAGACCAUCGACCAGCAGAUCCCGUGGGUUUUGAUGAAAUGGCGUCACAUCAUGAAGAAGAAAGGUAGAAGUGGAAACGUGGACGCAGAUUCAGUCAUCGAAGCCCUGGAGAGAAACAAAGCAUACGGAGCUCUGAAACACCUUAACGAGAACGUUCUUAAAGAACUCGGGAAGGAGUGGAUAGAUACCCGCCCAACCGAAAUCAUUGAGUCACAGGCAAAGUAAUUGACUGGUCGAAUGUGACAUAGUCAGCAAAGAGCUGUCAUCAUCUGCCAUGAGGCCACACAUCUCAUCCGUCAUGCACCAUCCACUUCCGGUUCAUUCAUCAUGACGUCAGAGUCAAUGUCAUGGCAACGCGUCAUCACUUCCAGGUCAUCAUAGAGGCCCAAUAUUUUUCUCCGGACGACUGGGCAUCAUCCAUGUUUUUUUUUAUUCA